Messenger RNA from Mauremys mutica (yellowpond turtle), 3516 nucleotides. Its product is annotated as kielin/chordin-like protein. Bases 1 to 3399 code for a protein of 1132 amino acids. Lineage: Eukaryota; Metazoa; Chordata; Testudines; Geoemydidae. The record is from RefSeq and is a predicted model, not a curated record. Gene Ontology annotation, molecular function: protein binding. The transcript is spliced from 24 exons.
AUGCAAAUCUGUCCAGAUGAGCCCCCGGCUGGCUGCCUUUACGCGGGCGUCUCCUACCAGCACACGCAGCGAUUCUACCACCCCUCGGACUCCUGCCGCCACUGCAUCUGUGCCAACGGGGCCGUCACCUGCCAGCGCCAGCCUUGCGCCCCCGUUCUCUGCACCCACCCCCUGCAGCAGGACUGCUGCCGUUCCUGUGAUGGCUGCCUGUACCAGGGCAAGGAGCUGCCCAAUGGGGAGCAGUUCCCGGACCCCGCGGAGCCGUGCCGUGUCUGCACCUGCUGGGAGGGCAGCAUCUCCUGCCAGCCCAGGACCUGCCCGCUGCUCCAGUGCCCCUUCCCUGCCCGGGGGCCGUGCUGCCAGGUCUGCGAAGGCUGCGAGUACCUGGGCGAGGGUUACCUCCAUGGCCAGGAGUUCCCAGACCCCCAAGACGCCUGCGGCCACUGCACCUGCCUCCGUGGCUUCGUCACCUGCACCAAGACGCCCUGCGACCCGCCAGGCUGUCGCCACCCCACCAGUCCCCCUGGCCAGUGCUGCCCCGUGUGCCAGGGCUGCCACUUCCAGGGCCAGGACCUCGCGGACGGAGAGACCUUCCCGGCCCCUGGCGGGUGCUGCGAGCAGUGUCGCUGCCUGCAGGGAGAGGUGUCCUGCGGGCCCCUGCCCUGCCCUGGGGUGACGUGCCCCCACCCGGCCGUGGGCCCCUGCGACUGCCCCGUGUGUGACGGCUGCAGCUUCCACGGGCGAGCGUGCAGCAACGGAGAGCGCUUCCCCGACCCCCACGAUGCCUGUCGCCUCUGUUCCUGCCUGGAUGGCAGCGUGACGUGUGUGCCCGCGCCGUGCUCCCCCGCCCCCUGCCGGAACCCUGUCGCCCUGCCCGGCCAGUGCUGCCCCCAAUGCUCCGGCGCCUGCCGCUACCAGGGCCACCUCUACGAGAGCGGGACCACCUUCCGCCCCCCAGGGGGGGACCCCUGCUCCACCUGUACCUGCCUGGACGAAGCAGUGACGUGCCAGCGCGAGCCCUGCCCGCAGCAAUGCACCCACCCCGUGCCGCCCGCCACCCCCUCCUGCUGCCCCGACUGCGACCGCUGCCUCUUCGAGGGCCAGGAGCUCGCCAGCCGCCAGGCCGUCACCCCGCCCUCGGACCCCUGCCAGCGCUGCCAUUGCCUGCAUGGCAACGUGCUCUGCACCCCCGUCCUGUGUCCCCAGGCCGCCUGCGCCAGCCCCGUCCGGCGCCCGGGCCACUGCUGCCCUGAGUGCCCAGUGUGCCGGCACGGGGGGCAGGAGUAUCCCGAGGGCUCGCACUGGCCGUCCCCGACGGAGCCCUGCCAGCUGUGCUCCUGUGCGGGUGGGGACGUGCUCUGUGUGAUGGCCCCGUGCCCCCUGCUGACGUGCCCCCACCAGGUGAUAGAGCCCGGGGACUGCUGCCCCCGCUGCAAAGGCUGCAUGUACGAUGGGGAGGAGCACGCCAAUGGCACCAGCUGGUUCUCUUCCCCCUGCGUGUCCUGCCUGUGCAUCCACGGCAUCGCCACCUGCGCCCAGAUCCGCUGCCUCGGCUCCUGCCUCCGCCCCGUCCAGGUGCCCGGGGAAUGCUGCCCACUGUGUGCAGACUGCAUGUUCGAGGGCCGGCCGUACAGCCCCGGGGAGAGUUUCCAGCCGUCGCUGGACCCCUGCGAGAUCUGCACCUGUGAGCUGCUGGCGGCCGGGGGGCCGCACGUGCGCUGCUACCGCAGACAGUGCCCCAGCCUGGUGGGCUGCCCCAGGAGCCAGCUCCAGCCGCCCGGGCCGCACCACUGCUGCCCCACCUGUGCCCAGGCCUUGAGUAACUGCACGGCCGAGCUGGCCGGGAACGAGCUCCAGGCGGCCGACGACCCCUGUUACACCUGCCAGUGCAAGGAUCUCACCUGGGUGUGCGUGCGCCAGGGCUGCCCGCAGCUCAGCUGCCCCCUCACUGAGCAGUUCACCGCCCAGGGCGCCUGCUGCCCCGUCUGCGACGAGUGCGUGAUAGAGACUGGAGGGCGCCGGGUGUCGGACGGUGAGAGCUGGACGGACAGCGAGGACGACUGCAUCAGCUGCACCUGUAAUCGGGGCCACGUGGAGUGCCACAUCGCAGAGUGUGAGCCCGUGGAGUGCCAGGGCGGCCUGCGGAGGGUGCGGAUGCCCGGCUCCUGCUGCUACGAGUGCCAAGACCCGGAUGGCUGCUGCUCCUACCAGGGCCAGCGGUACCAGGCCAGCGAGCACUGGCAAGUGGACACCUGCACCACCUGUACCUGCGUCUCCGGGGAGGUGCACUGCCGGAGCCAGCGCUGCCCCCCAGCUGCCUGCGCCGCGGAUGAGACACCCGCGCUAACGCCAGGCAUGUGCUGCCCUCGCUGCCUGCCCCGCCCCGCCACCUGCCUGGCCUUCGGCGACCCGCACUACCGCACCUUCGACGGGCGGCUGCUGCACUUCCAGGGCACCUGCACCUACGUCCUGGCCCAGGACUGCCGGGGGGGCGACUUCAGCAUCCACGUGACCAAUGACGACAGGGGGCGCCCGGGCGUGGCCUGGACCAAGGAGGUGACGGUGCAAGUCGGGGAUGCCGUGGUGCAGCUGCUGCAGGACUGGCUGGUCAGGGUGGACGGCCAGGUGGUGACGCUGCCCUUCCUCAAGGAGCCCCACCUCUACGUCGAGCGCCAAACCAACACUGUCCUGCUCAACACCAACAUCGGGGUGAAGGUGCUGUGGAGCGGGCGCUCACAACUGGAGGUCAGUGUGCCUGGCACUUACAAGGGGCACACGUGCGGCCUGUGCGGCGACUUCAACGGGCACCCGCAGGACGACGCCCGCCUGCGCUCGGGGCAGCUGGCCCGUGCCGAGGCCGCCUUCGGCAACAGCUGGAGGGUGCCGAGCGGGAACGGCACGGGCGGGCCGUGCGCCGAUGGGCGAGAUGUGGAUCCCUGCAAGGAGGCCGGCUACCGCGCCCGCAAGGAGGCCAACGCCCGCUGCAAGGUGCUGAAGUCGGGGGCAUUUGAGCCCUGCCACCCCCUGGUGCCCCCGGAGCCCUUCUUCGCCGCCUGCGUCUACGACCUGUGCGCCUGUGGGGCCGGGGCCGACCAGUGCCUGUGCGACGCGCUGGAGGCCUACGCCGCCCUGUGCCGCCGGGCCGGGCUGGCUCUGCGCUGGCGCUCACCCACGCUCUGCGCCGUCGGCUGCCCCCAGGACCGGGGCUACGUGUUCGACGAGUGCGGCCCGCCCUGCCCCAAGACGUGUUACAACAAGGACGCGCCGCUGGGGGCCAUCGAGUCGCGCUGCUUCACGCCCUGCGUGCCCGGGUGCCAGUGCCCUGCCGGGCGGGUAGAGCACGAGGCCCACUGCAUCCUGCCCGAGGCCUGUCCCCGGGUCGUCUACGGCAGCCUCUGAGCCCCCGAAGCCCCUGCCCCCGGGACCCCCGCGCCCUCCGCCAUGGCCCCGGGGCCGGCCACCCUCCCUGCCACAGCCCCCGGGACCCCCGCGCCCUCCGCCAUGGCCCCGGGGCCG